Messenger RNA from Centropristis striata (black sea bass), 3078 nucleotides. It is a transcript of the gene tacr3l, whose product is annotated as tachykinin receptor 3-like. Gene Ontology annotation, biological process: positive regulation of flagellated sperm motility; G protein-coupled receptor signaling pathway. The record is from RefSeq and is a predicted model, not a curated record. NCBI's taxonomy places the organism in Eukaryota, Metazoa, Chordata, Actinopteri, Perciformes, Serranidae. Gene Ontology annotation, cellular component: plasma membrane; sperm midpiece. The transcript has 5 exons. Gene Ontology annotation, molecular function: tachykinin receptor activity. The coding region runs from base 1 to 1146 and encodes 381 amino acids.
AUGGCCUCUGGACGGGAUGGAUCCAACAGCACCAGCAAUCUGACCAACCAGUUCGUGCAGCCGGCGUGGCGCGUCGCGCUGUGGUCGGUGGCUUACAGCACGGUGCUGGCGGUGGCGGUUUUCGGAAACUUGAUCGUGAUUUGGAUUAUUCUGGCGCACAAGCGGAUGAGAACAGUCACCAACUAUUUCCUGCUCAACUUGGCUUUCUCCGAUGUCUCGAUGGCUGCGUUCAACACGCUCAUCAACUUCAUCUAUGCCUCGCACGGAGAGUGGUACUUUGGAGAGGUGUACUGCAGGUUUCACAACUUCUUCCCUGUCGCUGCUGUGUUCGCCAGCAUCUACUCCAUGACCGCCAUAUCCAUCGACAGAUACAUGGCCAUCAUCCAUCCUCUAAAGCACCGUCUGUCGGCGAAAGCCACUCUGGGAGUUAUCGUGUGUAUCUGGAGUCUGGCCGUGGUCCUGGCCUUCCCUCUCUGCUACUUCUCCACCACCCGAGCUCUGCCCCGCAGGACCCUCUGCUACGUGGACUGGCCCCGCAUGGCCAACGACCCCUUCAUGUAUCAUAUCAUAGUGACAGUUCUGGUCUACUUGCUGCCUUUAGUGGUGAUGGGCAUCACUUACACCAUCGUGGGGGUGACUCUGUGGGGAGGGGAGAUCCCAGGAGACUCAUCUGAUAACUAUCAUGGACAGCUCAGAGCCAAACGCAAGGUGGUGAAGAUGAUGAUCAUCGUAGUGGUGACCUUUGCCCUCUGCUGGCUGCCCUAUCACGUCUACUUCAUUGUGACUGGUCUCAACAAGCGUCUGAGCAGGUGGAAGUACAUCCAGCAGGUAUAUCUGUCAGUGCUGUGGCUGGCAAUGAGCUCCACCAUGUACAACCCCAUCAUCUACUGCUGCCUCAACAGCAGGUUCCGGGCCGGCUUCAAGCGGGCUUUCCGCUGGUGUCCCUUCAUCCAGGUGUCGAGCUACGAUGAGCUGGAGCUCCGAAACACAAGACUUCGACCAGGCAACCAGAGCAGCAUGUGCACCCUCUCUCGGGUCGACACCAGCAUCCUCAGCAAAGAGAAGAGCACCUGUUCUCGUGGACCCAGGACAAGAUUCAACUCUGAGCCCAAUAAUAAAGACAGUGGACACAAUCCAGCUCACUAGGUUUAUAUUACUUAUUAUUUAGAGCCAAUAAAUGCUUGGACUGUUUUUUUUCUUAAUGGGUGUGGUGAAAUCUGGUCAUGGUGUUAAUUUUACACUGCACCAAUGGUUUUCAAACUGUUAGGUGCACCUCCCAAUUAUUUGGCUGGUUGAUCAGCAGCUGUAGCAGUCAAGGAGGCAGUUAAUGUGCUUUAACCAAAUCUCAACACACCGAUAUGACACACAUUUUUUAACUCUUUAUCAGGCAAAGAACUAUAUUUGGUAACUUCAGGUAAUAUUUCGAGAAAAAAGUUGCAAAUUGACUAGAUUAAAGUGGCAAAUCUGCAAGAAAAAAACGCGCAGAUUUAAGAGAUUUAAAGUGGCAAAUCUGCAUGAAAAAUGUUGCAGAUUUACCACUUUAACCCUUAAUAGGACACUUUUAACACAAAUAACACAAAUACUUGCAAAAUUCAACCCUAGAAAAUAUUGGAUAAGAUAUUACAUACUGCCAGUAAAUGUGUAAAAAAAAACAUACGAAAAUAAUAUUUUGAGAAAAAAGUUUACAAGAUUAAAGUGGCAAAUCCAAGAGAAAAAAAUGCUUAUAGAUUUAUGAGAUUUAAAGUGGUGAAUAUGGGAGAAAAAAAGUUUUUUUUCCCCCACUUUUUUCUUGUAAAUCUGCAACUUUUUUCGCAUAGAUUUGCCACUUUAAUCUAGUAAAUUUGCAACGUUUUCUCGAAAUAUUACCUGAAGUUACCAAAUAUAGUUCUUUGCCCGAUAAAGGGUUAAUUCAGCAUAUUUCAGAAUUUCAUCACAAAUAAAAUCCAUAAACCUGCUUAGACAUCCGAGAAAGACUCUCCUUAUAUCUGCAGAACUUGCCUGAGAAUCAACAUGUUUUAAGUUUUAUUCAGUUUCUAAGUAAAAUGGUUAUCACAUUUUCCGUGAUGUACUUCAAUUAAGUAUAUUUGCUGAAGUGCUGUUAUUAAGUGGAAAUAUGUGACUCAGCUUAACUAUUUCAAUUUUGUGCCACUUUAUAAUUCUGCUCAACUUUAUUUCAAGUGUAAAUAUUGUACUUUUUACUUCACAAAAUGUAUUUGAAAGCUUUAGUUACACGCUUUUUUGAAGAAUAUGUGCACUCUGGGUAAGAUAUCUCUCACUAUUUUCUUAAUUUUUGCAAACCAAACAAUAAAUUGAUUAAUGGAGGAAAAAUAAUCAGCCGGUUCAGCCGAUAAUUCAAAAUGAGCUCCAUCUCAACCAAUUAAAUUAUAGUAAAAUCCUAUUUUAACACAAAUGCAUGAGUAAUAAUAAUCUACUGCCGUCAUAUAUAAUAAUAUAACAGUCAUGGGACAUUUUUCAGCAUUGAGUACUUCUACUUUUAAUACUUUAAGUACAUUCACUACCACUGCAUUUGUUUAAUGUCACACUUAGUAUGCUAUAAUGUAACACAGUAAUACGUAUAUGCAUUUGAUCAAAUGCUUUACUCACAGCAGACAUAUAUUUAAUGCCAUCAGUCCAUUACUCAGUGGAUUCCACCAACAAUAGCCGCAGCAUCAGUAUUAAUGCUGCUCCUGCAGCGUUAAUGCCCUUAAAUCUAUUAUAGUGACUCUGAUAUUAAGCGAUCUGGUUGGAUGUAAAUUCCCAAGUGCUUGCUGCUGUAAUUCUUGUUAGUUGGAAACGGAAAGUGCCAAUUUUAGGAAAAAAAACUUGUUUGGGAUUGUUCUUAGAGUUACUGUGUACUGUAAGUAUGUUUUAUUUUUGUAUAUAAUGUGUAUGUACAGUAUGUGGCAUAAUAUUCUCAUGUUUUGGUGCUCAAACACAUGUAUACAGCCUUUAUGGUGAAUUUGUGUUUUACUGUUGUAUUAUGAUGUAGAUUAACUGUGAAGAUGAAAAAUAAGCUGAGCUAACUCCAUUGAACUUGAGAAAAUAUGUUUAAUAAACUAAUGCUCGACCUUAACAGAA